This is a messenger RNA of Hemicordylus capensis (graceful crag lizard), 966 nucleotides long. Its product is annotated as olfactory receptor 2AP1-like. The coding region runs from base 1 to 966 and encodes 321 amino acids. Lineage: Eukaryota; Metazoa; Chordata; Lepidosauria; Squamata; Cordylidae. Gene Ontology annotation, cellular component: membrane. The transcript has a single exon. Gene Ontology annotation, molecular function: G protein-coupled receptor activity; olfactory receptor activity. The record is from RefSeq and is a predicted model, not a curated record. Gene Ontology annotation, biological process: G protein-coupled receptor signaling pathway.
AUGCAGCUUGUGACCAACUCAGAACAGCAAAACAGAACAGGCAUUGCAGAGUUCAUCCUUCUAGGAUUUGGGAAUGUUGAGGACUGGAACAUUCUACUCUUCCUGUUAUUCCUAGCCAUCUAUAUUGUUACGCUCUCUGGUAAUCUUCUAAUUGUUGGACUGGUUAUAGCAGACCAGCAUCUCCACACUCCUAUGUACUUCUUCCUGGCAAAUCUGUCCUUCUUGGAGUCCUGCUACACUUCAACCAUACUGCCCAGAAUGCUGAACAGUUUUCUUAUGGAAGACAAAACAAUCUCUCUUUGGGGCUGCAUUUUGCAGAUGCAUUUCUUUUCUACUCUGGCAGCUACAGAAUGUUAUCUCUUGGCAGCUAUGUCCUAUGAUCGCUACCUGGCCAUAUGUCGACCAUUGCAUUAUGUUACACUCAUGAAUGAGAGAACAUGUCUUCUGCUUGUUUCAGUUUCUUGGAUCAUUGGGCUGUUGCUUAUAACCAUCUUAACAUAUUUGCUAUCACGCCUCACUUUCUGCAGCCAGUAUAAAAUCGACCAUUUCUUUUGUGACUUUACACCACUAGUAAAACUCUCUUGCAGUGACACCUGGGUUAUUGAAACUGCUGCUUUCAUAACCUCGUCCAUAGGAAUUCUUCCCACAUUUCUCAUAACUGUGACUUCCCAUGUUUUUAUCAUUGGCACAAUCCUGAAAAUUCCAUCCUUCACCGGGAGGCAAAAGGCAUUUUCCACCUGCUCUUCUCACCUCACUGUCGUGUCAAUAUUCUACGGAUCCUUAACAUUUGUCUACAUAUUACCAACAACUGGGAACUUCAAAGACAUAAACAAGGUCUUCUCUUUCUUGUACACAGUGCUGACUCCUAUGGCAAAUCCCUUCAUCUACAGUUUAAGAAACAAAGAAGUCAAGGAAGCUUUUGCAAAAGUAAUAUGCAAGUUGGUGUUUUCUCAUGCGAUUCAUUAA